CGGCGGGCGGCGCCGCGCGGUGCUGACGCGGCGCAGAGAGCGGAGCGGAGCGGUCCCGGCCCGGCCCGGCGCGGCCGCACCAUGGUGGCCAAGCAGCGCAUCCGCAUGGCCAACGAGAAGCACAGCAAGAACAUCACGCAGCGCGGGAACGUCGCCAAGACCUCGAGGACGGCCCCGGAGGAGAAGGCGUCGGUCGGGCCCUGGCUGCUGGCGCUGUUCAUUUUCGUGGUCUGCGGAUCAGCCAUCUUCCAGAUCAUCCAGAGCAUCCGCAUGGGCAUGUGAGCCCCCGCCCCGCCGCGCAUUCCAGGCCCUUCGCCGCCAUUCCGAGCGUCCCAGUCCGUGCCACAGUGCCUUGAGCAGCACCACAUGUACACAGCAAUAAAGUUCUGUUGUUGAGCCCCAAUCGUGGACCUGCUUAUUCAGCAACGUAUCCUCCGUGCUCACGUAACGUGUCAGACUGCGCAGUGCGGGUUCCCGGGGACUGACGCCUGCUGUAAGCACCGCUCCCGCAUCCGUACGAGCCGCCGGAAACGGCUCUGUUUGAAGCCGGCAGCCGGGAUUUCUGUGGCAGUCAGAGCACCGAGGCAGAGCACGCUGCUGGCGAGCAACCGGCGCCGUGCAGCUCAGCGCGGUGUGCGGGGCAGAGCUGCAGCGUGCGGCGCCGCGUUGGCCCUCGGGCUCAUACUGUGUUAGAUAACCUUACCCUGUGCUUCUCGUCCUGUCCGUAUGAAUGCCUGUUUGUAUUGAGCUGGGGCGCAUUCCCUGCCCGCGAGCCAGCAUGGCCGGGCAGCAGCCCUUCCCGACAUCGCCCGAUGCGGGGCUUCCACAAACUGCUCGUCCCCGAGGACACGCGCUCCAAGGCUGCUCCUGGCAUUGGGCUGCAGCGGCGCUGCACGCACGUCUUGGAAACCUCCCACCGAGUCGUGGGCUUCGGUUCUAAAAUGCCGUGUGGGAUAGGGAUGCCUCGUGCAGGUACCGGGGACCCUGCCCCUCCAACCCGCAGUUCUGCUUUUGUGUGCAGCAUCGGCACAGUAUAGUAUGUCUCGCAAUAUAUAUUCUAAUUGUAUUUAAGGUAAAUCCUGCUUUCACCUUGAUGUGUCAUCCAACGAUGGUUCCAGUGCUAAGCUGCUCCCUCUGGAUGAUUGCAGUUCCUUAUUAGUAGUGCUGAAAAACAGAAACCAAACCCUCCUUACCUGUAUAGAAGAAUGUAACUUAAAUCACAAUGGAAAGUGCUGCUAUUGAUCAUUCCUUAUUGCUGAUGGUCUCAGCUCUGUGAGGCUCUCCUACUGUCUGUUGUGGUAAACAAAGCAGUCUGAAAUAGGUCUGCUGUUGCAUGCAGUUGCUAAAGCAAGAUCUCUUUUUUUCAGGUUUCUUAGAAGACAUUUAAAGUCCGGUUACAUUAGUAGUAAUAGAUACAACUUUCUAUAGAGUUGAAUUUCAUGUCUUUUAGCUGUGAAGGAGCAGACUUUUUGCUGGUUGUCAUAUUACCAUCUGGAAUCAUUGGAAGUGGUGUAAACUGGCAUGGCCCAGGCCAUGCCCCAGAACCAGGCUGUGCAACGCAACGACAUUCCUUAUUCCUGGAAGCUCAUAUUUUGUAAUCGAUGGGGGAGGGGAAGUCUGUAUAAUCUCUGAUUUUAAAUAAAGUUCUUCUCAAAUGUGAGUUAA
Phasianus colchicus (ring-necked pheasant) is the source of this 1665-nucleotide messenger RNA. It is a transcript of the gene SERP1, whose product is annotated as stress associated endoplasmic reticulum protein 1. NCBI's taxonomy places the organism in Eukaryota, Metazoa, Chordata, Aves, Galliformes, Phasianidae. The record is from RefSeq and is a predicted model, not a curated record. Gene Ontology annotation, cellular component: endoplasmic reticulum. Gene Ontology annotation, biological process: endoplasmic reticulum unfolded protein response.